CUAUUUUUCGUACGAAUAUCAUCGUUGGAAAUAAAGUUUCGUGUGGAGUACUAGCCUUAAAGGACUGUUUUGAGGUUAGAUCUAACUUUAAGGAAGAUUUAAUCUUUUGGAUAUUUUCUUGGGAGAAUAUUGUUUACUCGAAAUUAUUAAAGCAUUUGGGAUAUAAAGGUACCCAGACAUUUGGGCAGCAGAUGGAUGUGCACACGGUGUGACGAAGGGACGAACAUUUCGUUUUCGGUCACCGAGUUGACUCCCGUGAGGGUAAACGAUCCCUCUCAGUUGGAUUCCAACGGGAGAAUCCCCCUUUUGUGUUACUUGCCUAAUAAUCCCACAAUGAUGACCGGUAAUCACAAGAUCAGGAAGAGAAGCGUUCUGUCGGUGGAACGAAAGUUCGAGAUACUGCAACGCAUAGAAAAAGGGGCAACCGUGAAGCAGUUGGUAGCAGAGUACGACAUUUGCACCGCCACAGUUCGUCGAAUAAAACGAAGAGCCAUAACACUGCAUCAACUAGUCCACCAAGGAGACGAGAUCAGGAACAAGAAGUGCAUACAAAGGCCUAGGAACGAGGACCUGGAGAAGCGUGUUUACGCGUGGUUUAUCGAACAAAAAGGGAUGGGCUACCCAAUCUCUGAUACCCAAAUAACCGAAAAGGCAGUGGAGCUCAACAGAGAAUCAGGAGGAAGGACUAGUUUCAAAGGCAGCCGAGGUUGGCUGUGGAGGUUUAAGACGCGUUAUGACAUCAACUGUUUGAAAUUCAUGGAUUAUAAAAGUGAGGGGGAUGUAGAUACUGUUGCAGCUGGACAGUUUCUCAAAGACUUUACCACAAGAAUCGAAGAAGAGAAUAUCGAGUACGAAAAUAUUUAUAACAUGGACGAAGUUGGUCUGUUGUGGAGAGCUCUUCCUACGAAAGCGGAAAAGCGGUUAGAUGAUAAGGAGUUUAAGAAGGACAGAGUAACCUUGGGAUUUUGUGUCAACGCAACAGGAGACCACAAACUUCCACUCUUGUUUAUACACAAAGUUGAAAAUCCAAGGUCGUUGAAACAUUGCAAGUAUAACCUACCUGUAAUCUUUAAGACCCACCCACAAGCUAAAAUGGAUAGAGAGAUGUUCGUUAAUUGGUAUCAAAAUGAUUUCAAACCAGCUGUAAGAGCACGUCAGUUGGAGACGAAUAUUCAUGGAAAAGUCGUUCUGUUGUUGAGGAAAUGCCAGGCACAUGAUUUGUCCAAAGAGCCGUAUCUAGAUGAUCAAUUUCAGAUCCUAUUCUUGCCACCAUAUACUGAUCCUUUUCUUCAGCCACUGAGCAGAGGAGUGAUCGACAAAGUCAAAAGAUCUUUUCGACAGAAAAUGUUGAGUAGAGUAUUGAAUUUGUCUGGUGGGGUGAAGGAAUUUUACUUUAACUAUGACAUCAAGGAUUGCAUUGAUCUCAUGCAUGAAGCAUGGCAAGAGAUUAGCGCAUCCAACAUACGAAAUACUUGGAACGACAUAAUUGGCCAGGCCCCUGAAGAAACUUUUAUAAUGGAAGAACCAAUGGAUCCUUUAGAACCUAAUUUACAAGACAUGAUCAGUGCUAUCAUUGGUGAGGAAACGUCUGAAACAAGCGUAAGUGAAUUUUUGUUUAGAUGUGAGCAAGCAGAGAAAUCACAAGAAAAUGAAGAUCAGGAAGGUGAUAAUGAAAAAGAGAAGGAGGCAGAACAAUCCUUUGGUAAAGUUAAUGGAGUAUCAUUAUUAUUAAAGUGUGAAAAUGAAGAUAGAAUGAGUGUAGUAUUUAAAGAUUUGGUAAUGUGGUCCAAACAUCAGCCAGAAUAUGUUAGGUUACAUGUGGAAGACUUGAAGAGGUAUUAUGAUCAAGUGAAAUAG
Messenger RNA from Eufriesea mexicana, 1857 nucleotides. RefSeq names its product jerky protein homolog-like. Gene Ontology annotation, cellular component: nucleus. The coding region runs from base 196 to 1857 and encodes 553 amino acids. Gene Ontology annotation, molecular function: DNA binding. The record is from RefSeq and is a predicted model, not a curated record. Lineage: Eukaryota; Metazoa; Arthropoda; Insecta; Hymenoptera; Apidae. The transcript is spliced from 3 exons.